AUGGAUCAAGUUAUGGAUAAGCUUUUUACUGAAACUGGUGCUGGUUUUGCUUCCGCUAAUGUUGAAAGCUUUGCUAGGAAUCUGGUUAUGGCAGCAUGUAAAGAACUGCAAUCUAAAGGAGAUUCGAACUCAAAUUUGACUCCGUGCUGGCUGAAUUUGGUGUGUGGUGAUGAGUUUAGGGAGCUGAUUGGUGAUUGUAUUCAAGUUUUUGUUAACUCUAUGGUGGGCGUUUAUCUUGAAAAGACUAAAGAUGCCAACACUUUUGAUGAGCUCUUUGCAGGGUUGACUAACCCCAACCAUGCAACACAACUGAGGAACUUGUUGAUCACUACUUCUAAUGGUGCAAUGGAGGCUCUUGUCAAAAUAUCUCAUCAAGUUUUGACACAUUCUAAUAGUUCAAAGGACUCACCUGAUGAUGUCAAUGAUGAUGAUAAUGAUGAUGAUGGGUGGGUUAGAAAAGUGUCAUCAACUUUAUCAGAGCCAAGAAAUAAGAAAUUUGUUGUUGAUAUGAGUGGAAGGAUUGCAUUCGAAAUAGUUAGAGCAUUCCUUGAAGUUUUGUUGGAGAUGGUAUGUCAAGACAUGAAAAAAUGUGUCAAGGUUGCUCAAGAAGCUGUCGUUGAAGGUGGUCUUGAGAUAGUGAGAUAUGUUAGUGCAAAGUCUUCAGUUGUUGCCACCAUAUGUCUGUCUCUGUGCUUGCACAUUCUUGGUGGUGUUUGGAUCUUGGUGCUAGCACAAGUUGUUUCACCAAGUCAUGUCAUCCUAUAG
Gossypium arboreum is the source of this 765-nucleotide messenger RNA. RefSeq names its product protein PHLOEM PROTEIN 2-LIKE A10-like. The record is from RefSeq and is a predicted model, not a curated record. The coding region runs from base 1 to 765 and encodes 254 amino acids. The transcript has a single exon. NCBI's taxonomy places the organism in Eukaryota, Viridiplantae, Streptophyta, Magnoliopsida, Malvales, Malvaceae.